This is a messenger RNA of Diplodia corticola, 1986 nucleotides long. RefSeq names its product reticulocyte-binding protein 2 protein. NCBI's taxonomy places the organism in Eukaryota, Fungi, Ascomycota, Dothideomycetes, Botryosphaeriales, Botryosphaeriaceae. The coding region runs from base 1 to 1986 and encodes 661 amino acids. The record is from RefSeq and is a predicted model, not a curated record. The transcript has 2 exons.
AUGGCGGGCGCACAGCUACAUGACGCCCUCAGCUGCCUGAGACCGAAGGACUUCGCCUCCGACGUCCCCCUCGAUGACCUGCAGCCAUGGAUGCGUGGCAUCCUCGCGAAUGGCGAGACCAUCGUCAACUCUGUCCCCCAGGUCCCCGGCGGCACCGACUUCCUCUCUUCCGAGCGCAAACGAUCCGACGUCAACGGCGCCCACAAUGCCUCCGAGAUGACCGUAUCAGACGCCCGUUCCCCGCCUCUCGACCCGUCGUUCGAGCCUCUCCAGCAGGUCUGGGGCAAGCCGAUCAAAGCCAGCAACAAUCCGCAAGGAAUUUCCGUGUACAAAUUAGCCGGCGCGGACAGAUACGGCUCGUGGUUUGCGAGGAGAAGCGUGCACGAGGGCCUGGGGUUUUCCAAAUGGAAACGGGCUCUCCAACAGGAGUUUGCCGAGAGCUUGGCCGUCGAAGGCGGGCCUGGAGUCGGCAGCAUCAGAGGCAUUGGUGGAGACAAGCGGCUCGAGCGACAAGUUGUCGAGGGCCUUGGGAAAUUGGAAGUACUGCAACUAUCCGCAAAGUUCCCGGCACCAACGGCGCCGCGAGAAUUCAUCACCAUGCUCCUGACGUCCGAUCAUGCAUUGAGCGAGAAGUCCAAGCCACAUGUGGAUGAUCACGCCGCUGCGGAUCAGAUCCCUCGGCACUACAUGAUCGUGUCCAUACCGUGCGAACACCCAGAAGCACCCGUUAGAAACAACCUCGUACGAGGCAAUUAUGAAUCAAUCGAGAUGAUUCGAGAGAUACCCCUUACCCCCGCAAACUCUACAAAUGGAGAUAUAACAAGAAAGGAAGAAGCCAGCCCCGAUGAUCCGGAAACCAACCCGGUCGAGUGGAUAAUGAUUACACGGAGUGAUCCAGGCGGUGGAAUACCAAGAUUUUUAAUCGACCGUGGAACUCCAGGCUCCAUUGUCGCAGACACGAGCAAGUUCUUGGACUGGGCCUGUGCGAAGGAGGACCUCCCAGACCCAGAAAAGAUUGAGCUGGAGGGUCUACCGCCCACGGUAGACAAGGAGGCAUUGCAAGCGGAAGACGAGGCGCAACCAAGAGCAAGCUUUUCUGCCGCAUCACGGAACGCGCAGCUCGCCGGCGUGGGCACAAGCAUUGCAGACCUGCCGCUCACCGAGCCCUCUGCCAUCAAAAAUGGUAAGGACAACAACGGUUUUCUAUCAACCCUCUCGAAUGCCGUCGGGAAUGGCAUUCAAAGCUAUGCUCCCACAUCGGUGGCCUCGUAUCUCCAACCCACUCCCCAAGACUCAUCAUCGUCAUCUUCAGGAUCCGACAGCGUCAGCGACACCGAAAGCCUCAACUCAUUCGCUUCCGCCGAGCAAUGGGCCACCGCCAACGGAGGCCCCGGCGGCGACGAUGAGCAGGCUCCACCCUUGCCUCCCAGGCGCGUUUCGGGCGAGAGCGUUGGCAGUGACCUUACGAGGAGCCAGUCGGCUCAGAAUCGCUACGAGAGGGAGAUGCAGAAGCUGGACUCGAAGCGGGCCGCGCUGGACGAGAAGAUGCGGAAGAUGAAGGAGAAGGAGCAAGCGCGCGAACAGCAAGCCACGGAGCGGGAGGAGCGGGACAAGCGCAAGGCCGUCGAGAAGUACCAGCGAGAGAUGGAGAAGCUCGCGGCGAAACGCGACAAGGAGGCCCAGAAGCGGGAGCAGCGGAAGAAGAAGGAAGAAGAGAAGAACGUCGUCACUCGGGUGCAGCGUGAGCGUGACGAGUUCAAGUCGCGCGCGGAAAUGGCAGAGCACGAGAACAGAUUGCUGAAGGAACAGCUUGGCGAACUGCAGCAUCAGAACACGAAGCUUGUCCAAAGCUUGGGUAAGAGUGAGCAGGGGAAGCAGGUAUUACGAUCCAUUAACGAUGAGAUAAGUAGGGAAAGGAGCUCGAGUACCACGUCGAGCGUCAGAAGCAAGGGCAGCAAGAAGAGCGACGAGAAGGUCACUGGGUGA